Messenger RNA from Xiphophorus hellerii (green swordtail), 1588 nucleotides. RefSeq names its product kynurenine--oxoglutarate transaminase 3. Gene Ontology annotation, cellular component: cytoplasm; mitochondrion. Bases 122 to 1468 code for a protein of 448 amino acids. The transcript has 14 exons. Gene Ontology annotation, biological process: biosynthetic process. Lineage: Eukaryota; Metazoa; Chordata; Actinopteri; Cyprinodontiformes; Poeciliidae. The record is from RefSeq and is a predicted model, not a curated record. Gene Ontology annotation, molecular function: L-kynurenine:2-oxoglutarate transaminase activity; pyridoxal phosphate binding.
CCCCCCAAACGCCACUUCCGACGUUUACAAACGCAGCAUUCUCUUUUCCAGCGUGUGAGAAGAGAAGUAAGUGUCCUGCUGGAAAACUGGAGCUCGGUUUGAACAGCACAGCUACAGUAAGAUGAGCUUUACGCGGCGGAUCCUGAACGGCGUCAGGUUCACAUGUCGUUCGUCUCCCACAAGCUGCCGGAGGUUUUGCUCUUCACAGCCUGUAAUGGCGUCAAGGCACACUCAUGCUAAGAGAAUUGAGGGACUGGACAAAAAUGUUUGGGUGGCGUUCACGUCAGUAGCAGCCGACCCAUCCAUCGUCAACCUGGGCCAGGGCUUUCCAGACAUCCCCCCUCCUUCUUACGUCAAGGAGGCUUUGGCGAAGGCCGUGUCAGUGGACCGCAUGAACCAGUACACCAGAGGCUUUGGUCACCCAUCCUUAGUGAAGGCCCUUUCUCAGGUGUAUGGGAAGGUUUACGGUCGCCAGGUUGACCCUCUUAAAGAAAUCCUGGUCACAGUCGGGGGUUAUGGUUCCUUAUUUAGCACCAUGCAGGGCCUGGUGGAUGAAGGAGAUGAGGUGAUCAUAGUGGAACCUUUCUUUGAUUGCUACGUACCGAUGGUCAGAAUGGCCGGAGCCAAGCCUGUGUUGAUCCCAUUACGGCCUAAAUCUGGAAAGAAGACAGUCUCAAGUGGCGACUGGUUUCUCGACCCAGACGAGCUCUCUGCAAAGUUCAGCUCCAAGACGAAAGCAAUCAUCAUCAAUACGCCCAACAAUCCUAUAGGGAAGGUUUUUACCAGAGGCGAGCUGCAGGUGAUCGCAGACCUCUGCAUCAAACACGACACGCUGUGCUUCAGCGACGAGGUUUACGAGUGGCUCGUCUUUAAGGGACACCAGCACGUCAAGAUCGCCACUCUGCCUGGAAUGUGGGACAGAACCAUAACCAUCGGCAGUGCAGGGAAGACCUUUAGUGUUACCGGCUGGAAGCUGGGUUGGUCUAUAGGACCUCAGCACUUGAUAAAACACCUGCAGACCGUCAUGCAGAACACUCUGUACACCUGCCCUACACCUCUACAGGAGGCAGUGGCUCAGGGUUUGCUGCUGAACUAUAAGCUGAUGGGUCAGCCCGACUGUUAUUUCUCUUCACUGGCUGAGGAGCUGGAGGGGAAGAGGGACCGCCUGGCCGCCAUCCUGCAGGAGGCCGGGAUGACUCCGGUCAUCCCAGAGGGAGGCUACUUCAUGCUGGUGGACGUCACGCCUCUCAAUCAAGACCUGUCCCACAUGGGCGACGAUGAAGCCUACGACUACAAGUUUGUUAAGUGGAUGAUUAAAGAAAAGAAAUUAGCUGCUAUUCCGGUCACAGCGUUCGUCGGAGAGGAGUCCAAGGAGCAGUUUGAGAAAUAUAUUCGCUUGUGCUUCAUAAAGGAAGACAGCACUCUGGAAGCAGCAGGGAACAUCUUAAAAAACUGGAGGAAAGUUUAGCAGCAUGUAGAGUUUGAACAAAUGGGAAUUAACCGGAAAUAACAUUUUUAAAGGGGCAGCAUUAUGUAAAAUCAAGUUUGCAUCAUGGUGUAAUGUUAUUCAAUCAUAAAAAACACACUU